AUGCAGACGGAGUUGGAGGUGCACGACGGCGUGAGUGCGGGAAAGUACACCAUCGGGUUGGGACAGGACGAGCUCGGGUUUUGCUGCGACCAGGAGGAUGUCAUCUCCAUGAGUUUGACUGCUGUCCAGCGGUUGCUAGAGAAGAACGGGGUGGACCCUUCCCGCAUAGGGCGGCUGGAGGUGGGCACAGAGACAGUGAUCGACAAGAGCAAGUCCAUCAAGACCGCCAUCAUGACGCUCUUCGAGGCCAGCGGCAACGCUGACGUGGAGGGCGUUGAUUCGUGCAACGCGUGCUACGGUGGCACGGCGGCGCUGCUGAACAGCGUCAACUGGGUGGAGGGGUCGUCGUGGGAUGGCCGUUUUGCCAUCGUUGUUGCUGUUGACAGCGCCGUGUAUGCAGAGGGUCCAGCUCGGCCCACUGGGGGAGCAGGCGCAGUGGCGAUGUUGGUGGGGCCAGACGCGCCUCUAGCAUUCGAGAGUGGGCUGGCGGGCAGCUAUGCCGCCCACGCGUAUGACUUUUACAAGCCCAAGCUCGCCAGCGAGUACCCUGUGGUGGAUGGCAAGCUAUCUCAGACGUGCUACACUAAGGCGCUCGACCACUGCUACCAACGCUUCUGUGACAAGUACGCCAAGAAGCAUGGCUCUGCGUUCUCACUGGCUGAUACUGAAUCCGUGGUCUUUCACUCUCCCUACAACAAGCUCGUGCAGAAGAGUCUGGCACGGCUAGUGUUCAAUGAUGUGAAGAGGGGAGUGAGCAGCUCGUAUCUGGGUGCAGGAGAGGCGGAUGCACUGCAGCCGUUUGUGGGGUUGGAGGAAGAGAAGAGCCUCACGAACAGAGACCUGGAGAAGACGGCCAUGCGGGUGGCAGGGCCGGUGUACAGCAGCAAGGUGGGCCCCACCACCCUGGUGGGCAAGCGGGUGGGCAACAUGUACUGCGCCUCGCUCUAUGGCAGCCUUGCCUCCCUGCUCGCACAGCAGGGGCAGCAACUGGAGGGGCAUCGCAUUUUGCUCUUCUCGUACGGCUCGGGCCUCAUGUCAACGCUCUUCUCGCUUACCGUGCGCCAAGCUGCCGACCCCUUCUCCCUCACUGCGCUCACCGCUCAUCUGGACGUGCACCAGCUGCUCGAGUCUCGCACCAAGUGUGCGUUGACUGCCAACCCCUUCUCCCUCGCCACACUUACUGCUCAUCUGGACGCUGCUGGAGUUUUGAAACUGCUGGAACUUCGCACCAAUUUCAUGCAGCCGGCAGCCCCCGCGGGGCAAUGGGGAGGAGCGCAAGCCGCGACCGGCGCCGGCGCCGGCGCAGGCGGAGCGGAUGAGCCGCGGACGCUGUGGGUGGGCGAUCUGCAAUACUGGAUGGACGAGACGUACCUCUGGAACGCGUUCGCGUCCACGGGCCAGGUUGCUAACGCUAAAAUCAUCCGCAACAGGGCGACAGGGCAGCCCGAGGGGUACGGGUUCGUGGAGUUCACGACUCAUGCAGCAGCGGAGCAGGCGCUAGCGGCCUACCAGGGCACGCCCAUGCCUCAGGCGGAGCAGCAGCCCUUCCGCAUCAACUGGGCUGCGUUUGGCGCCGGGGAAAAAGGUGGUGGGCGGCCAGCGGACGGGCAGGAGUUCUCCAUAUUCGUGGGCGACCUGGCUCCAGACGUGAACGACUACUUGCUCUGUGAAACCUUCCGCUGCCGCUACGGCUCCGUGAGAGGCGCCAAGGUGGUGGUGGACAAUGUGAGUGGGCGCACCAAGGGGUACGGCUUCGUCCGAUUCUCCUCGGAGGAGGAGCGGGACCGUGCAUUGCACGAGAUGAACGGCCAGAUGUGCUCCUCCCGCCCCAUGCGCAUCAGCGUCGCCACUCCCAAGAAGCCCGGGGCGCCGGGGCAGGGUGGCCCGCAGGGUGGGCAAGGCGGAGGUCCAAGGGCAGGCCCUCAGCCCCAGGCGCAGGGACCAGGGGGCGAGGACGACCCCAGCAACACCACGAUCUUUGUGGGAGGGUUGGACCAGAGUGUGACGGACGAGCAGCUGAGAGCGGUGUUUGGGCCGUGGGGCGAGCUGGUAUACGUGAAGAUCCCAUUCGGCAAGGGCUGUGGCUUCGUGCAGUUCCGACACCGAUCGCAGGCAGAGGAGGCGCUGAGGAACAUGCAUGGCACGGUCAUUGGGCAGCAGUCUGUGCGGCUCUCAUGGGGCCGCAAUCCCGCCACAAAGCGUACCUCAACUUACCCCUCCCAAGGCUCUCAGUGGCAGCAGCCACAGCAGCAGCAUGAUCCCAACGCAGCAGCAGCAGGUGGUUGGGGCGCUGCUGCUGGUAACACUGGUUACUAUGGAGGGUACAGUGGUUACGAUGCUUCAGGGGGCUACAACCAGGGAGCGUAUGCUUCAUAUGGUGGAUAUGGAGGCUACGGUGGCUACGGGCAGCAACAGGUUUGGCCUCAAGCUCAAGCUGCUCCAGCGGCAGCAGCAGCAUCCCCCGCCACAACACCAGCACCACAAAGUGCAGCAGCAGCUCCUGUGUCUGGAUUUGCAGCUGGAGUGACCCCAGAACCGUUUGAUCCCCUGCGCCCCCUUGACGUGGACAAGAUGAAUGCUCAAUAUAUGGCAAAGCACGAGGGGUCUCUUGUGCCUCAUCAUGUUUGGUUUAAAAUGCCAGAAUCGGCAACUGCGUAG
Messenger RNA from Closterium sp. Naga37s-1, 2658 nucleotides. NCBI's taxonomy places the organism in Eukaryota, Viridiplantae, Streptophyta, Zygnematophyceae, Desmidiales, Closteriaceae. The record is from the annotation of a GenBank genome assembly.